AUGAAUGUUGUUCUCACGAAGAAGGUUCGCAAGGGGCGCGUGGGUGCCGGGUUGCCCUUUGAGCCCUGGGACAAUCCCAAUUGCGAAUUGCCACCUCGGGUUUUGCAAGAUGUCAACUCUCGAGAAACCGAGUCUUUGCCACCGGGAACGCAGCCGUUGUUGCCCAGUCAAAUCCUCGAAGUUUCCUCGUCUUCGCCGUUGGACAUCUCCGAAAUUCGACGUUCCCAUGUCGACAUUUCUCCCCCUCAUCAGGAUGUCGACAUUGCGCCCCCUUCGCACGGGUUAGAAAGCCAACCCGAUCAGCAAUAUGGCUAUCUUUCCCCCUACAAUUCUGGCCCGGAGUCGAGUGAAGAGGGACACACCUCGCAUGGUCAGCCUGCCACGUUUGGCGAUACCUGUCAGUAUACUGCACUGGCGAACACCACGGACCUUGAUCACGAAACCACUGGAAAGGCCUCGACAAUACCACCUUUAACACCUCCCGAUUACGACUAUCUCUCGCCCAUAUCAUCCCAAGCAUCCCCCUUUGAUCUAUCACCUCCAACUCGGGCAUCACUCGCACGAUCCGUCUCUAACUCCUCGACAUCUUCCGCAAGCUCCAACGAAGGCCUUGACCCAGGUGCCAACCAGGAUUUCCGUUUCCCUUUCAAACGUGAAUCGUACCAUCGCCUUGAUGCAGUUCCAGACCCUUUCGAAACGUCGACGAGCACCAGCCCGGGCCAAACGAGCCCAUCUGGGUUGGACGAUGGGAUCACUGGCCACUUCUACGCGAUGACGAGGUCCUCCUCUGACGACAGUGACUCCUUGAAGUCCCCUCCGGAAUCCGAAUACAACCAUUCGCCAUUCUCGUUUACCUCCACUUCAUAUUUUCCGCCGUAUGCCUGCACCAAGGCAUCCGUGGACCGUGUUGCGAGUUGGAGAAUGGGGAGCCAAACAGGACCGGGAUCAUCGAGCUACCUUUCGGACUUGGAUUUAAGCGAUCCCUUGCACAGCCCAACCUUGUCGAAUAGAUUCUCGCCUGCUCUCGGCGAGCAUGAAGGCUCCAGUGCAAACGGCCAUGCAUGCAUGCAGGAGAGUCUUCACAGCUUCACCAAUCCCGCCAAGUUUACGCUCCAAGAUCCAGGUUUCGGUGGGCCCCUAAUUCGCGAGUCGCUUGCAUCAGGCGCGACCACCGAUUACGUCCAUGAUUUACGUACCGGAUUCUUGAGUCCAAGCGAGUUGGGUGCGGGCUCGUGUCCAUCCUCUGCGGAUACAAUUCGAGCCAGUCAUGGGCCAGGAACGCUUGGGAGUGGAGGGGACGCAGAUCACGAGUUCGCUGGAAAUGGUUAUGCUCGCGCGGAGGUUCAUGAUUCAUGCUUUACUUCCGAGCAUUCGCCUGCACUGUUGGGGGCUAGCGUUGCCGGAAUCGAGGACGGUGGUGAUGGACCAAGGCUUGGAGGACAAGGUUCUGAUGAUGAGCUUGGCCUCGAGCCAAACCCUAAGAAGGCAGGCUUAAAUUCGGAUGGCAUGAUGUCGUCACACACUCUCUUUGACAACGACAACGACAUGUAUCGUGCUCAGCGCUUCACGCCUACCUCCGCUGGUGGACACCCGGGGAACAUGGAUUAUGGAUACGGAUAUGGAGCGGCAGUGGAUGGCUCUGGGAGGGACUCUGGAAACGGUGCCGUGUAUCGUACACACUCAGGGUCGAACCAGGACCACGGGAACAGUGCGGCCUAUUACACUGCCUCAUCUCACUAUACGACUGGACGUGGACGCGGUGGAGAUGACGACGACGAUGGACAGGACGAUCGACGACGAAGACUCCCUCAAGGACCCUACAGUCACGCUUCGAAUGGUGCCAGGUCGAUUAGCUCGUCUUCUCGCCCUUCCACCUCUGCCUCUGAAGACGAUCAAGAUUCAGAUUCGACGGACGAUUACGGCCAGCCUUCUGGAUUUAAGACCCAUCACGCACCCCCACCAACGGCUUCUAGUGCUCUAUUCCCGUCGACUCCUGGACAGGGCGGAGGAAGCUCUGACGACGACGACGUACCUCUUGCCCAGCGCAUUCCCACUGCGUUGACUGCACAGAAGUCUAUCAGAAAGAAGGUUCGGGAGGAAAGGGAACAGCGACGUGCAAAGCGGGAACGUGCAGGGACUGCUGGGGAAUCAUCCGAUGCCGCUAUCCGGGAACGCGAGCGACACGCGACUUUACGACCGGCAGGUGCUGGGGGACCUCUGCUCCCUCCUUUGGCACUCUCCAGUUCAAUGGAAGCUGCGUUUCACGCGACCACAAGUGCACAGCCACCGUUACCUUCCACAGCUCACCCCACACGGCAGCGGACCUUGACAAUGCCAAGCAAACCCGCCCCACCCCCGCUCGCUGUCCCAUUCUCCGCCGAAGAUUUAACCCUACGGCUACAGAACGUCCAACUAUCGCAAGAUCACCUGCGCCAACCCAUCACCCCAGGUCCCCCAACAUACGAGUCCCACGGGUUUGCGAGAACGUCUUUCGACACCUCCGAGAGAACUCCCGUACCAGUAUCUUCGGGACAUGCUCGAGGACGCAGUGAUAAGGGAGCUGCAGGAAGUCCUCCCAGCCCAACGCUUUCCAAGCCUUCAUUGCGGCCCAUGCGGUCAUUCAACCACGGGGAUCGUCGAAAAUUCUAUGAGGAGCAGCAAUCCGUUCCCUUACCCAAGGACGCUGAGCAGAAGAUCGCCUUAUCUCGGCAAGCCACCAUGUCCCGCCCUCAAGUCAGUCGCUCACGCGGUGAAUCUAUCUCUGCUUCUGCAGCUGCAUCAACGCCGCAUUCACCUGCUGGCAGAUAUCGCAGUCUGUCCGUGACCAGGCGUGGCGAUCAUCACCCUUCGUCAGGGUAUGAUGAGUUCGGGGUCCCACUACCCCCUGUGCCGCCUUUGCCUACGAACCCAGGUGAACCCACUCAGCAGAUGUCCAGGAAACUCGUCAAACCCCAAUCACAUUCUGGUCGUCCAUCGUUGGAAGAAGCUCGUCGCCCUGUUACCAAGUCGCCGAAUCCUCCUCCAGUGCCUCUUCCUGUUGACAGGAGCCAGAUCGUUCAACAACGUAUCUUUAUCGGUGAUAUGCAGCGAUUCAACAUGGUAGAAAUCGCAUCUUCAACCACUGCUGGUGAUGUCGUUGAGAUGAUCGAAGCUCAAGGCACUUUGAAGGGCAUCAUCGGCAGUGGCGGUUGGAUGGUCUGGGAAGUCGCGCAAGACUUUGGAAUGGAGCGCCCUAUUCGAAGUUUCGAACUGUUGUCUGAUGUCCAGGCAUCCUGGAAUAGAGACAAGAUGGUUAAUCUGUUCGUCUUGAAACUUACUCCCUUGGCGAUUCCUCUUAGCCGCGCAGCUAUUCCAUCGAGCUCUCCUGUUCACUCUGGGUACGUUGAAUGGGAGGUCAAGCGAGGCAAGUGGAGCAAGCGAUGGAUGCAACUUCGCGAACACUCCAUCUGGCUUUCGAAACGCGACAACGGCAAAGACGAAGUGAUGCUCUGCUCGCUUUCUAAUUUCGACGCCUAUCACAUCACCCGCUCUCACAAAGCUCCAAAGCCUUUUGCAUUUGCAGUCAAAUCGACCGACAACUUCUCGUAUUUCGAGAAUGCAGCCGACUACCUGCACACUUUCGCGUGUAAUGAAAAGGACGGGCGGAUCUGGAUGGAGAAGAUCUUGAUAGCCAGGUCCUAUGUAUUCCACCAGGAACGCCAAGUUCUCUUCAACCCAAAGGCAGCUGGAGGCAACGCUUCAGGGGCGCUAUCACGGGCUCCAACUUCUGCCGGCAGGAAAUCUACAUCUCAACGCCCUCCAGCCCCGCUUAUUUCUGUUCCUCCGCCGUACAAUCCCAAACCUCUGCCAUCAAGCAGUAACCCGGUCUUCGAACCAGGUACACUCUUGCAUGGCAAGCCUUGA
Coprinopsis cinerea okayama7#130 is the source of this 3903-nucleotide messenger RNA. RefSeq lists its product as hypothetical. The transcript is spliced from 6 exons. The coding region runs from base 1 to 3903 and encodes 1300 amino acids. The record is from RefSeq and is a predicted model, not a curated record. NCBI's taxonomy places the organism in Eukaryota, Fungi, Basidiomycota, Agaricomycetes, Agaricales, Psathyrellaceae.